This is a messenger RNA of Anoplopoma fimbria (sablefish), 916 nucleotides long. RefSeq names its product eukaryotic translation initiation factor 5A-1-like. Bases 130 to 591 code for a protein of 153 amino acids. The record is from RefSeq and is a predicted model, not a curated record. Gene Ontology annotation, biological process: positive regulation of translational elongation; positive regulation of translational termination. The transcript has 5 exons. Gene Ontology annotation, molecular function: ribosome binding; RNA binding; translation elongation factor activity. Lineage: Eukaryota; Metazoa; Chordata; Actinopteri; Perciformes; Anoplopomatidae.
ACGCACCUCGUCAGCGCAGCGCGUACCUGCCCUCUCUGCUACUCCUACGGUACAAAACCUCUACGCAUGCGAAGUGACUCUCCCUUUUUUUUGUAAGCAAGACAAAAGGGUUGUGUACAACAGCCCAUCAUGGCAGAUGACGAUUUCCAAAGUGGGCACUCUGGGGCCUCCUCAACAUUCCCACAGCAGUGCUCUGCUUUGAGGAAGAAUGGCUUUGUCAUGAUCAAAGGACGUCCCUGUAAGAUCGUUGAAAUGAGUACCUCCAAGACUGGCAAGCAUGGACAUGCCAAGGUUCAUCUUACAGGAAUUGACAUCUUUAAUCAGAAGAAGUAUGAGGAUAUCUGCCCAUCUACCCAUAACAUGGAUGUCCCAAAUGUUACAAGGAAAGACUUCACGGUUUUAGAUGUCGCCGAUGGUUACUUGUCCCUGAUGGAUGACUUUGGAUCUACCAGAGAUGACCUUAAACUACCAGACAGUGAAAUUGGCAAAGAAAUCGCGAGGAAGUUCGAAAAUGGAGAUUCUUUCAUGGUCACUGUGCUGAAAGCUUUAGAUGAAGAAAAUGUUGUUGCCACCAAAGCCCAGCAGACUUAGUACGUCCAGGACAACGCUGAGGACCUCACAUUCCCGUUCUACAGUGGGGCAUUGCAGCCUCACCGAAGCUCCUGGCCUUCACCCCACAUCUACCAGUUUAACAGCUGGUAAACAGAAGUCUGGAAACUGGAAGGGGUCAGCUUCAAUCAUGAAGUCAUCCAACUGCAGCCAUUUUGCAAUUGCUACUGAUAUUAUUCCAGGAGUACUUAACAACAUUCCAGCAUUUCAUAAUUUUCUUUUUAGAGUAUUGGUGACAUAUCUUUUUCUGUCUGCAUUACUUUUUAAAUCCCACUUAUUGUCCCCUUUUUUUUUUUUUUUUUUUUUU